GUUCCACCUUGCUUGUUUAUGACGGCAUUCUUUUUCCUUGUAGGCUGAGUCGCGUACUAUCCCUGUCUAAUUGCCAACGUUUUAAUUUGAUCAGCUCAGUCCAACCAAAAUGUUUCUGGCCAAGAAACUCAUCGGAGGCAUUAUUGAUGUGGUCAGUAACAUCGACCCAGGCCAGUUUGUACCCUCUGAUCCUCCUCCUCCACGCAGGCCACUUGCCUAUGCCGAAGCACACGAGAGUGAUGAAGAGCGGCAAUUCCGUAAAGUCUUUCAGCAGCUUGCCGGAGACGAUAUGGAGGUGAGCGCGAAUGAACUCAUGAACAUCCUCAACAGAAUCCUUGGCAAACAUUCUGAUCUGAAGACAGACGGCUUCACCAUUGAGUCCUGCAGAAGCAUGGUUGCUGUUAUGGAUAGCGACAGCACAGGCAAACUGGGCUUCCACGAGUUUAAACAUCUGUGGAACAACAUCAAGAAAUGGCAGGGUGUGUAUAAAACUUACGACACAGACCAUUCGGGUGUGAUCGGAGCAGAUGAAUUGCCCAACGCUUUUAGAGCUGCAGGUUUCCCACUGAAUGACCAGCUCUUCCAGAUGAUCAUCCGCAGAUAUAGCGAUGAGGACGGAAACAUGGACUUCGAUAACUACAUCGGCUGUCUUGUGAGAUUGGACGCAAUGUGUCGUGCCUUCAAAACCCUGGACAAGGACAGCAAUGGCACCAUCAGAGUCAACAUCCAGGAGUGGCUCCAGCUAACAAUGUACUCGUGAGCAACAGAACGUCCGCACUGAUGCCAAGACCAUCAAGCCAAUGCAUUUUUGCAACCCAAUCAAAACUCUUGCACGUCUCUGGCAGAAACAUUGUUUUUUAUAAUGUUAGCUUCUUCAUGUUACAUUUUUAGUGCCAUAAGGACUUGCUUUUGUUACCUUUUGGUGUUUUUUUUUGCUUUCUUUCUUUUUUUUUUUUAAUGACACAGCAACUUUUAAGGUAGCGAAAUACCUACCAUGAGUAACAGCUAGACUCUCUCACUCGAGCCCCCCCAGAUAAUCACAGCAGGGUACACAGCACAAAGUAAUAAUUACUAAAACAAAUGUCAUCGCUACGUCAAGCCAUCGGUGCCCAGCAGUGGGCAGCAACUACGUCGAGGUUGCUAUGAAAAAAAAAAAUACAGUUACUGUCUGUGGAAUGCUCACUGUUAUAUUUUUACUGAAUAAAUGAAAGAGUCAUAACCUGUAA
Chanos chanos (milkfish) is the source of this 1226-nucleotide messenger RNA. RefSeq names its product calpain, small subunit 1 a (gene capns1a). The transcript is spliced from 11 exons. The record is from RefSeq and is a predicted model, not a curated record. The coding region runs from base 110 to 760 and encodes 216 amino acids. Gene Ontology annotation, molecular function: calcium ion binding. Lineage: Eukaryota; Metazoa; Chordata; Actinopteri; Gonorynchiformes; Chanidae. Gene Ontology annotation, cellular component: calpain complex.